Manihot esculenta (cassava) is the source of this 3444-nucleotide messenger RNA. RefSeq lists its product as uncharacterized. Gene Ontology annotation, molecular function: iron ion binding; heme binding; oxidoreductase activity, acting on paired donors, with incorporation or reduction of molecular oxygen. NCBI's taxonomy places the organism in Eukaryota, Viridiplantae, Streptophyta, Magnoliopsida, Malpighiales, Euphorbiaceae. The coding region runs from base 77 to 3220 and encodes 1047 amino acids. The record is from RefSeq and is a predicted model, not a curated record. The transcript has 4 exons.
GACAAAAUUGAAGUCAAGAAGGGCGGUGGUGGAUCAUUAAAUCGCAAACGAAGAUAGCCUCCUUUCCACUUUGAACAUGGAGCAGCACCAAUUCUUUUCCUUCCCAAUUUUGUUCAUCUCCUUCAUCUUCAUCUUUAUGAUCCUGAAGAUAUGGAGAAGGUCAAAAACCAAUCACUCCACCACAAAUCUACCCCCAGGACCAAGCAAGCUACCCAUUAUAGGGAACAUACAUCAGCUUAUUGGCUCUCAGCCUCAUUAUCGCCUAAGAGACUUGGCCAACCAAUAUGGUAGCAUCAUGCAUCUUCAGCUUGGCGAAGUUUCCAAUAUAGUGAUUUCUUCACCAGAAGAUGCAAAACAAGUGAUGAAGACCCAUGAUAUUGUGUUUGCUCAGAGACCUUUUCUCAUUGCUGCUAGUAUUCUAACUUAUAACUUCGCAGACAUUGCUUUUUCACCUUAUUCAGAUUACUGGAGACAGCUGCGAAAAAUUUCUGUAUUGGAAUUGCUAAGUGCAAAGCGUGUGCAAUCAUACAGAUCGAUUAGGGAAGAGGAGGUAUCAAAUUUGAUCAGUACAAUAUCUACUUCUGCAGGGCAGCCCUUCAACUUUAGCAGGAAGAUUUUUUCUUCAACCUAUGCCAUCGCUGCUCGUGCUACUUUUGGAAGGAAAUGCAAAGACCAAGAGGAAUUCAUUCCACUUGUUGAAGAAAUUACAGAGGUGGUAGGAGGAUUCAAUCUAGCAGAUUUGUUCCCUUCCAUGAAAUUACUCCAUGUAAUUAGUGGGUCGAUGUCUAGACUCGUGAGGCUGCAUCGAGAAGCAGACAGGAUCAUUGAAAACGUCAUUAAUGAUCACAGAGCUAGGAAGAAAACAUCAAAGACAGACAGCGAGGUUGAAGAAGAUGACCUUGUUGAUGUCCUUUUGAGGCUUCAGGAGCAAGGAAACCUUGAAUUUCCAUUGACAAACGACAACAUUAAAGCAGUCAUCCUGGAAAUUUUCAUCGCUGGCAGUGAGACAUCAUCAACAACAGUAGAGUGGGCGAUGUCCGAAAUGCUGAGGAAUCCGAGAGCGAUGGAGAAGGCACAAGAGGAGGUGAGGAGGGUAUUUAGUAAAAAAGGAAAUGUGGAUGAAACAGAGAUCCAUGAACUGAAAUAUUUGAAGUCAGUAAUAAAGGAAACUUUGAGAUUACACCCUCCUGCUCCUUUGCUACUUCCAAGAGAAGGCAGAGAGAGAUGUGAGAUUAAUGGAUACGAGAUCCCAGCCAAAACCAAAGUGAUUGUUAAUGCAUGGGCAAUUAACAGGGAUCCAAAUCACUGGACUGAAGCUGAGACAUUCUACCCAGAAAGAUUCCUUGAUAGUUCGAUUGAUUACAAGGGGAACAACUUUGAGUUUAUCCCAUUUGGUGCUGGAAGAAGGAUGUGUCCUGGAAUAUUGUUUGGAAUAGCAAACGUUGAGCUUCCACUUGCACAAUUUCUGUAUCAUUUUGACUGGAAACUUCCUAAUGGAUUGAGCGCAGAAACUCUAGAUAUGACGGAGUCUUUCGGGGCUACAGUUCGAAGGAAAAACGAUCUGCAGUUGAUCCCCAUUCCAUAUAAACCAUCCUCAGCUGCCUGUCAAUCUAGCCACCAAGAAAACUCAAACUGCAUAAAUGAAGAUGUGAAGCUUUUCAGUAAUGGAUAUUCAACCAUAAGCCUCCUUUCCACUUUGAAGAUGGAACAGAACCAAUUCCUUGCCUUCCCAAUAUUGUUCACCUCCUUCAUCUUCUUCUUUAUGGUUCUCAAGGUACGGAGAAGGUCAAAAACCAACCUCUCCACCACAAAUCUACCCCCGGGACCAAGCAAGCUACCUAUUAUAGGGAACAUGCAUCAGCUUAUUGGCUCUCGACCUCAUUAUCGCCUAAGAGACUUGGCCAACCAAUAUGGUAGCAUCAUGCAUCUUCAGCUUGGUGAAGUUUCCAAUAUAGUGAUUUCUUCACCAGAAGCUGCAAAACAAGUGAUGAAGACUCAUGAUAUCGUGUUUGCUCAGAGGCCUUCUCUCGUAGCUGCUAGUAUUAUAUUUUAUAACUUCUCAGACAUUGUUUUUUCACCUUAUUCAGAUAACUGGAGACAGCUGCGAAAAAUUUGUAUAUUGGAAUUGCUAAGCGCAAAGCGUGUGCAAUCAUACAGAUCGAUCAGGGAAGAGGAGGUAUCAAAUUUGAUCAGUACAAUAACUACUUCUGCAGGGCAGCCCGUCAACUUUAGCAGGAAGCUUUUUUCUUUAACUUAUGGCAUCACUGCUCGUGCUACCUUCGGAAAGAAAUGCAAAGACCAAGAGGAAUUCAUUCCACUUUUUGAAGAAAUUACAGAGGUGAUAGGAGGAUUCAAUCUAGCAGAUUUGUUCCCUUCCGUGAAAUUACUCCAUGUAAUACGUGGGUCGAUGUCUAGACUCGUGAGGCUGCAUCGAGAAGCAGACAGGAUCAUUGAAAACGUCAUUAAUGACCACAGAUCUAGGAAGAAAACAUUGAAGAUAGACAGCGACGUUGAAGAAGAUGACCUUGUUGAUGUUCUUUUGAUGCUUCAGGAGCAAGGAAACCUUGAAUUUCCAUUGACAAACGACAAAAUUAAAGCAGUUAUCUUGGAAAUUUUCAUCGUUGGCAGUGAGACAUCAUCAACAACAGUAGAGUGGGCGAUGUCCGAAAUGCUGAGGAAUCCGAGAGUGAUGGAGAAGGCACAAGAAGAGGUGAGGAGGGUAUUUAGUAAAAAAGGAAAUGUGGAUGAAGCAGAGAUCCAUGAACUGAAAUAUUUGAAGUCGGUAAUAAAGGAAACUUUGAGAUUACACCCUUCUGCUCCUUUGAUUCCAAGAGAAGGCAGAGAGAGAUGUGAGAUUAAUGGGUAUGAGAUACCAGCCAAAACCAAAGUGAUUGUUAAUGCAUGGGCAAUUAACAGGGAUCCAAAUCACUGGACUGAAGCUGAGACAUUCUAUCCAGAAAGAUUCCUUGAUAGUUCGAUUGAUUACAAGGGGAACAACUUUGAGUUUAUCCCAUUUGGUGGUGGAAGGAGGAUGUGUCCUGGAAUAUUGUUUGGGAUAGCAAACAUUGAGCUUCCACUUGCACAAUUUCUGUAUCAUUUUGACUGGAAACUUCCUAAUGGAUUGAAGGCUGAAAGUCUAGAUAUGAUGGAGUCUUUUGGGGCUACAGUUCGAAGGAAAAAUGAUCUGCAGUUGAUCCCCAUUCUAUAUAAACAAUCCUGAGCUACCUGUUAAUCAAGCCAAGACUGAGACAGCCAGGAGUUGGCUGUUCUCCUUGUAUAAUAAUUGUAAAGGGUUCUCUGGGUCUUUUCAACUGACUUAAAGAUAAAUGUUGUCCCUUAAAAUGGCUGAAGGGUCAAUUGAUAUUUACUCCCAAACCCUACCGCUAAUAAUUUCAAGUGCAUAUUACUACUAUGUUGUUGAAGUUUAACCUAAUCAAGUAAAAU